AGCGUUCGUCUCCCUCACAUUAGAGCAUUGUUGACACAGAGAGAGACUCGAAAUGGCGACGGAGAUCUCGUCGGAUCUGAUAAACGAACUUAAGAUCUCGCUUCGUAGGGAGGCUAAGCUCUCCUCAUUCGAUUCCUCUACCACCACCCUUCCCACAGCUCCGGAGGCAAUCGCGGAGCUCGACGCUUCGCCUCCUUACCUCCGCUGCCGAAACUGUAAAGGAAAGCUUCUGCGAGGGAUUGACUCUCUGAUCUGCGUUUUCUGCGGCGAACAGCAACGGACGAGCGAGAAUCCUCCUGAUCCAAUCAAGUUUACAUCAACUCAUGGUUACAAAUGGUUUCUCACCUCUCUCGAUCUGGACGGAUCGGAGAUGGUGGAGCCACUAAAGGAAACGAAUGGAUCAAGAAUUGGAGCUAAAGCUUCUGUAGCAAAAGGAGUUUCUGUGUCUGAGUUUCUUGAUUUUGAAGUUCAAUGGUUAGCAAGGGAAGAGAAGGCUUCAAACAAUGGACCUGAUGAUAAGAACCGUCUGGAUUUAGGAGGGAUUAGUCUUGAUGAUUAUUUCGUUGAAGAAAGAGGAGAUUUUUCUAAAGUGGAUCCGGUUGAGAGCAAACAGGAGGAGGAAGAUGAUUUUAAGGAUCCGCGUAGUCUUAGCUUGUUUGAUGGUGUGAAGAGUCAGGGAGUUGCUGAAUCACUGCAGAGUGGAAAAGAUGCGCAGAAGAAUGUUUCAUCUGGAGAACAUGAGAAUCUUAGUUUGUUUGCAGGACGAGAUGCACGGGAUAGUGCUUCUGUAUCAGAUCAGGGGAACUUUGGGUUCUUUGAGGGAAAAGAUGCAGGGGACUCUAUUAAAGAGGAUGAAAACCUUAGCCUGUUUGAGGAGAUAGAUGAGAAGAGAACUAGUCCUUCUAAAAACACUGAGAGUUUUGGUUUCUUUGAGGAGAAAGAUGCUCAGAGAAAUAGUUCGUCGAAAGAGGAUGAGAGUUUUGGUUUGUUUGUGAGUAAAGAUGCUGAGAGAAGUAGUGCUUUGAAAGAAGAUGGUAAUCUUGGUUUGUUCGAGGGUGGAGAAGGUCAGAGAAAUAGUUCUUCUAAAGAGGAUGGAGAUUUUGGUUUGUUUGAGGGAGCAUUAUCAUCAAAUGCUGGCCUCAAGUCCUUCGAUGACAAGGUUGUUGCCUCUUCCUCUGAUUGGGGUACUGACUUUCAAACUGUUUCCCAGGAAAAGAGUAGUGGCGAUCCGUUUGUAAAUUCUCAAGUUGAUCUGUCUGCUCAUAUGGAUUCUGUUUUUGGUUCCGGAAAAGAUUUAUUCUAUGAAAAACCAGCAGAUUCUUCAACUGCUUAUGUUUCCAAAGCUGGUGACUGGCUGCAAGAUGAUUUGUUUGGUGGUGUUACUGGCAAGACUCAAAACAACGACCAGACUGUCCAUGAGGGACUAGUUAUGGGAGGCAAUGGAAGUUCAUCCAUGGAUAUUGAUUGGAUUGGAGAUGAUCUAUGGCAAACCAGUGAAAAGAAAGCAGUUGGGAAGACGCCUACGGAUGAUAAUGAUGGUGACAAUGACUGGAAUGAUUUUGCAAGCUCAGUUAACUCCAAGACUCCUAGUAAUCUGUUUUCACGAACCAUGGAAAGUUCCCAAGAGGAGAUAUUUGAUGGGCUGGCGCAUGUUGAGCAUGAUAUUAAUGAACAGAGCAAAGAUGAGAAGCAGAAUACUGGUACAGGCGUGAUAUCUGACAUGGCCAAAGGUCAAGAAGAUGAUCUCUUUGGAGCUUGGGAUAGUUUCACACCCUCAAACGUUUCGCAAACACCUGUGCAGCCUCCCACGAACCAUGUAAAUACAUCUGCUGAGCAGAAUCCGGAAAUGAACCUGUUUGGGGAAAAUAACCAUCACAGAGACCUUCCCUUUGAUUAUUUUCCGGAAAGUAAAGACCAAACCAACUCAGAGGAAGUUAAAGACAUGCCUUCUGGAACCUUGUCCGUAGAGAGAACGAGUGAUCCUGAUGGUAAAGAUCAAACGCUUGAUCUUGUAGGCACAACAGCAAUAUCUCGCAAGUCAAAGAGUGAUGUUGGGGAAGAGCUGAUGUCACAGAUGCAUGAUCUCUCGUUUAUGCUAGAGACCAAACUCUCUGUUCCUCCAAUCUCCAAGGCAGAGUAAUAUUUAAUACAUUGUACUCUCUUAUUUCUCUCUCGCCUCUCAUGUUUUUCUUGGGGCUCGAAAGAUUGUUUGUUUUCAAGUAUAUAAUUCAUUUUCAAUUACUCUAGAGUACUGGCUUUGUCGCCAGC
Brassica rapa (field mustard) is the source of this 2268-nucleotide messenger RNA. RefSeq lists its product as uncharacterized. The record is from RefSeq and is a predicted model, not a curated record. Lineage: Eukaryota; Viridiplantae; Streptophyta; Magnoliopsida; Brassicales; Brassicaceae.